Ogataea haglerorum is the source of this 969-nucleotide messenger RNA. RefSeq lists its product as uncharacterized. The record is from RefSeq and is a predicted model, not a curated record. Gene Ontology annotation, cellular component: RNA polymerase II transcription regulator complex. NCBI's taxonomy places the organism in Eukaryota, Fungi, Ascomycota, Pichiomycetes, Pichiales, Pichiaceae. Bases 1 to 969 code for a protein of 322 amino acids. The transcript has a single exon. Gene Ontology annotation, molecular function: transcription cis-regulatory region binding; DNA-binding transcription activator activity, RNA polymerase II-specific.
AUGAAUGUCGAAUCAGGCACCCCGCAAUAUUGGAGCCAGUACCCGCUUCCCGACAACGUGGAGGCGCACGAGUCUUUUCCAACGCUCGUCUCGCGGAGCAGCACGGUCCAGAAAGAGUACAAGAGCCCUCAGGUGCUCGACAGACAGAUCCUGCAGCAGCAACAGUUCCAGAAUAACGGUGCCCACCGCGGCUACGUGUCUCCCUUAACCGAGGAGCACAAUACGUCGUUUGCAGACAACUGCGAAAAGGUCGAGGAGUCGAUCAGGAAAGACGUGGGCGACGGACUCUGGCAGGAAGUGUUCUCGGGCGCCACCAAGAAGUCCAGGCCGCUGGGCUCGUCCGCUAGCAGCGACUCCUCGAAUACGCACAAGUUGCUGUCCGAAGAAACGCUUCAGGCCGAGAAACGCAAGGCCCAGAACCGCGCAGCCCAGAGAGCGUUCCGAGAGCGAAAGGAAAUCAAGCUCAAGGAGCUGUCCGCCAAGCUGAGCCAGUCGGAAGGCGAAAGACGGCGACUUCUUCAGGAGAUCGAGGAACUGAAACAGAAAAACACGCUGCUGGGCAUCGAGAACGAGAUGCUGCAGAAAAUGGAGACUCCUGCGCUAUCGAAAAGCCACUCGGCGACGCGGGGACAGUACGAUUUUCCCCAGACGAGAGAAGAUUUCAUCAAGUCGGUGGUGGACGUGCGGACGUCGGCCCCUGAGGCGCCUGCCGCAGGAGUCCCGCACUCGAUGGUGGACGGUGUUCCGUACACCAUCCAGGCGUACAACCACAACAACGAAAAGGUGCUCACCGUGGCUGCCGUCUGGGACUAUCUGAACGAAAUAGCGGCCGAAAAGGAUAUAAACCUGGACAUCCCGGGAAUCAUCAGCCAGCUAAGGGGCGCCGAAGUGUGUCACGGAUACGGCCCGGCAUACCCUGUGUCGGUGGUGAAUGCGGUGGUGGAGAAAAAUACGGAGUUUCUGAUCUGA